AUGACCAACCGCAGCCACGCGGCCGCCGCCGCGGCGGCGCGAAGCUUCGCGGCGAAGAGCGGCGCGGAGGGCGUCGCGCCGCUGCUGCCCUCGGCGGAGCUGCGGCAGCGACUCGAGAAGGGCGAGGAGAUCGUGCUGGUGGACGUGCGCGGAGCAGAGGAGCAGCAAGUGUCGAUGAUCCCCGGUGCAGUCACCAAGGAGCACUUUGAAUCCGAGCUGUUGCCAAAGCUUCGGGCAGAGCCGGGAAAGCUGGUGGUGCCCUACUGCACCGUGGGCUUCCGCUCGGGGGUCUAUGCCAAAGAGCUGGUGGAGAAGCACGGCCUGCAGAACGUGCGCAACGGCGAGGGGGUGAUCAUGUGGACCUUCGAGGGCAGUGGCCUGGUGCGUCAGUCGCAUCCGACUCCACCUGCUUCGGUCUUGGGACGCGAGGAGGAGCCGGCCCUCGCCUGGCAAGCCGUGAGGGAGGUCCACGUCUUCGGCAAGCCAUGGGAUAUGGCGGCGGAGGGAUACUCCACCGUGUACUUCUCGAACGUGGGCGGCGCGCUGCGCUUUGGGAAGCAGAAAUGCAGCACCAGCGGUCCACGAGCACUACCCUGGGUCACCAUCUUCCUGUUGUUCUACCUGUUCUUUACACCUGCCUGUGGUGUGAUGUACGACUGCGGGUGCCGAUUGGCUUUGUCCAAGUUCAGCCAGGUUCAAACCUGCAACAUCUAUUGGCCAGGCCAUUUGCCGCAGCACAAGUGCCCUUGGUGCUCUUGCUCCGGUUUCUCGUGUAUUUUUGUGGCCAGCGACAGCAAAGCCUUUCGCGGCGUGCCUCUGUUGGACUUGCUCCCGGACGGCUUCUUCGUGACGCUCAUCACGGUGGCAGUUCUGGUUUUCGCCUUCAAGCGUACGGACAAAUGCUUGCAACAGAGGGGUAGCGUUGCGAUCGCCAUGGCCAAAACAGCCAUCGCUGUCACCUGGUUUCUGUCUUAUUGCAUUGUUUUCGGUGCUCUAUUCUUCGCAGGGAGCGCAGAGUACCCUUACUUCCUAGGCUUUUCCAGGGUAUAG
Effrenium voratum is the source of this 1050-nucleotide messenger RNA. Lineage: Eukaryota; Dinophyceae; Suessiales; Symbiodiniaceae. The record is from the annotation of a GenBank genome assembly.